UCAUCUCCUCUUCACCAUUCAAUCCAAACUAACUAACAUUUCACCAUUCCCACAAACAUUCCGUUAUUACGAUGCCCUCCACCACAACCGAUCACGGCGGCGCCGCCACCGAAAUCGCCGCCCUCCAUCCCGACAUCAUCCAAUCCCACAUCCUCAACCGCCUCGACGGCCCCACCCUCGCCUCCACCAGCUGCGCCUCCGCCCAGCUCCUCUCCCUCUCCUCCGACGACCUCCUCUGGCGCCAUAUCUGCAACUCCACGUGGCCUUCCACCGCCCACCCCACCGUCCGCGCUGCCAUCUCCUCCUUCCCCUCCGCCCACCGCUCCUUCUACUCCGACUCCUUCCCCUCCGUGUCCUCCACGCGCCGCCGCCGUACCUCUCACGCGCCGCAAACGCAAUUACUGAUCUCUGCUAUCGACGUCUAUUGCGACGACAAAUUGAUCUAUUCAAAGGUGAAGGAGACAGACACCCUCUCCGGCUGGUUCCAGAGCUCCCCCUUCCGGAUCGACCUCGUCGAUCCGAAGGAGGCCGUGAACGCGCCGCUGAAAUUCGACGGCGAUGACGGCGCGUGCAUGGAACUCGCGAGGGCGCGUCUGAGGGUGAGCUGGAUCCUGAUCGACGCGCGGAAAAAGCGCGCGGUCAACAUCGCAAGCGCCGCCGCGGUGGAGGCACGGCGCCACUGGCUCACCGAGGACAUUCAGCUGCGCUACGCCACCGUCGUCGACGCCGGCGACGGGGAGCUGGUGCAGUGCGCGGCGUUGCUCACCUUCGGCGGGAAGGACGGCGGCACGUUUCAAAUUAGAGAGAUAAGUAUGCAAAUUGAAGACAUGGAGGGGAAAAUCCUCACCGGAGCCCACAGUUUGGGGGUAAUUGACGCCGCCAUGGACGGCCGGAGAUUGAGGAGUGAGGUGAAGGCGCAGAGUGAGGCGUUUGAGAUGUUUUUGAGGAUGAAGAUACAGUCUAGAGAGAGAAAGCAGAGGAGAGAGAGGAGCUUGGACAUGGUCUGCAUAGCCGCCGGAGUUGCUAUUUUCGUCGGGAUUUGGGCGUUUGUUUUGUCAAGAUGAAAAUUAAAUUGAAUUUAGAUAAAAAAAAUACAGUUAAAACGGGUAAAAUAUUCGGAAAAGUAUUGUGGAGUAUUCAUUUUUUUUGGGGUGUGAAGAUAAAGAUAAGAUUGAUUAUUAUUUUUAAUGAAACCCACCAGCUAAUUAAGAUCGUUUGGUGCGGUCACGAAUCAUUAAUUCGUGGUUUGAUAUUGUAUUAGUAUUUCAUUAUCAAGUCAGAAAUUAAGUUUAUGUGAAAAGGAUUUAUGCCAAA
Messenger RNA from Salvia splendens (bonfire salvia), 1314 nucleotides. Its product is annotated as F-box protein At2g27310. The record is from RefSeq and is a predicted model, not a curated record. The transcript has a single exon. Gene Ontology annotation, molecular function: protein binding. NCBI's taxonomy places the organism in Eukaryota, Viridiplantae, Streptophyta, Magnoliopsida, Lamiales, Lamiaceae. The coding region runs from base 72 to 1064 and encodes 330 amino acids.